Molecule: messenger RNA, 1329 nt
Organism: Fonsecaea pedrosoi CBS 271.37
Lineage: Eukaryota; Fungi; Ascomycota; Eurotiomycetes; Chaetothyriales; Herpotrichiellaceae
Product: formamidopyrimidine-DNA glycosylase
Exons: 2
Coding region: 1-1329 (442 amino acids)
Biological process (GO): base-excision repair
Cellular component (GO): nucleus
Molecular function (GO): DNA N-glycosylase activity; damaged DNA binding; zinc ion binding
Source: RefSeq, a predicted model, not a curated record
AUGCCUGAGAUCGCAGAAGUCGCGCGCAUAGUACAUUACAUCCGGAAACUGCUGGUCGGCAAGACAAUCGCCAAAGCCACCGCCACCGACGAUGCCAACGUCUACGGCAAGGUGGGCACGUCGGCCGCCGAGUUCGAGACACACAUGGCUGGGAAAAAGAUUGUCGAUGCCGGACAGCAGGGCAAAUACUUCUGGAUGAUCAUGUCGAGUCCCCCGCACCCGGUAAUGCAUUUCGGGAUGACGGGGUGGUUGAAAUUCAAGUCCGAACACACCUACUACUACCAGCCGCAAGAGGGCAAGAAGGACGAAACCUGGCCUCCAAAGUUUGUCAAGUUCAUGCUCGAGACCAAGGCCGAGGAUGGAGAAGAGGCCAUCGAGGCAGCUUUUGUGGAUAUGAGGAGACUCGCCCGCGUGAGGCUCGUCGACUGUCCUGCUGCCGAGAUACGAAAUAACUCGCCGUUGGUCGAGAACGGACCGGACCCGGUCAUCGACAAAGACAUCGUCACCGUUGAGUGGCUCAAGAAAAAGUGCAGAUCCAAAAAGUGCCCCAUCAAGGCCAUGCUGCUGGAUCAGGCCAACAUCAGUGGCAUCGGCAACUGGGUCGGCGAUGAGAUCAUGUACAAUGCAAAGAUCCACCCUGAGCAAUAUGCGAAUACUUUGAGUGAUGAACAGAUUGCACAGCUCCACAAAUCGAUCCAUUACAUCUGCAGCACCUCGGUGGAGCUUCUCGCUGACUCUGAGAAGUUCCCCGAGGACUGGCUGUUCAAGCACCGAUGGGGUAAAGGCAAAAAGGGCGCCUCACAUACUUUGCCCAAUGGCGAAAAGAUCGCAUUUCUUACAGUGGGCGGACGGACCAGUGCCGUGGUGCCGUCAAUACAGAAGAAGACGGGACCUGUCGCGAAAGAGAUGAGUGAAGCUGAGGGUCUCGACGAUGAGGAUGGAGACCCACCGAAGAAGUCCAAGGGUACAAAGCGCAAGGUCGCCAAAGAACACGAUGAUGACGAAGUCGAACCCAAGAAAUCCAAGGGGCAGAAACGCAAGGCUCUUGUGAAGAUGGAGGAAGACGACGACGACGACAACGACGAUGAAGACGAGGAAGAGGAAGAGGAAGUGAUGCCGAAGAAAACGACUGCCAGGGGAAAGAAGGUUCAAGCAAACCAAGAACCCCACCAGGAAGAGACAAAGCCUGUAGUCAACGGAGCUGUUAAACCGACGACGAAGGCAAAAGCGGCCAGCAAAGGCUCAGCAAACAAGGCAGAGGUCAAGUCAGUCAAACCAAAACCAGAGAAGGCCUUGAUUUCCCGCGAAGAAGACGGUCAGGUCGAUUAA